Messenger RNA from Acanthochromis polyacanthus (spiny chromis), 4246 nucleotides. RefSeq names its product FERM, ARHGEF and pleckstrin domain-containing protein 1-like. Gene Ontology annotation, cellular component: cytoskeleton. The record is from RefSeq and is a predicted model, not a curated record. Bases 311 to 3505 code for a protein of 1064 amino acids. The transcript has 27 exons. Lineage: Eukaryota; Metazoa; Chordata; Actinopteri; Pomacentridae. Gene Ontology annotation, molecular function: guanyl-nucleotide exchange factor activity; cytoskeletal protein binding.
CUGCCACCAGUGCCGGGGCGCACAGCCCUGGAGGCGGUGUGUGGCUCUUUAUUGUUCCAGCAGAACGCUCGGUGCGCGGCUGGCCACAUUUGUUUCAAUGGCUGCCGCACAGAAACCACGUCCCACCUGAGAGGGAGCGGUUCAGCUGCGAACACAGGAGCCCCCCGAAGCCCGAAGUUAGCUGCAGAGCAGCGCCGUGUGCGGAAUAAAAGCUCCUUUACUGACCGACAAUCUGUGGAUCCUGGAGGAAGAGGGGACGUGAACAGAGGUCCCUGCAGCUCAACAGUCCUUUCCUGCACCGUCUGUCACCAUGGUGGAACCAGCCGAUAGGCCGUCCACAGCCGGACAGAGGCUGGGCGCCCCGGAAAGCUUUGGGGUGUCGACCCUGGAGCCCGGCCGUCGUCCUCCUGCUCAGCCUCCAGGGCGACUAGUCUCCAUACGGGUGCAGAUGCUCGACGACACACAGGAAGUCUUCCAGAUAUCGCAACGUUCCCCCGGCAAAGUGCUGUUCGACCUGGUCUGUACCCAUCUGAACCUGUCGGAGGGAGACUACUUUGGACUGGAGUACCAGGACCAGCGCAAGAUGACGGUGUGGCUGGAUCUGCUGAAACCGACGCUGAAGCAGAUCAGACGGCCUAAAAACACCAUCCUUCGCUUUGUGGUGAAGUUCUUCCCUCCUGACCACACACAGCUCAUGGAGGAGCUGACUCGGUAUCUGUUCGCCCUGCAGAUUAAGCGUGAUCUGGCCUGUGGUCGCCUCAUCUGCAACGACACCAGUGCCGCCCUCAUGGUGUCCCACAUCAUUCAGUCCGAGAUCGGAGACUUCGACGAGACCCAGAGCUGGCAGCAUCUCCUGCACAACAAGUACCUGCCCGACCAGGACGCCAUCAGAGACAAGAUCACCGACUGCCACCGCAAGCAUGUCGGACAGACUCCAGCAGAGUCGGACUACCAGCUGCUGGAAAUCGCCCGGCGCUUGGAGAUGUACGGUGUUCGUCUGCACCCAGCGAAGGACCGAGAGGGAACCAAGCUGAGCCUGGCUGUGGCGCACACUGGGGUGCUGGUGUUCCAGGGCUACACAAAAAUUAACGCCUUCAACUGGUCCAAGAUUCGCAAACUGAGCUUCAAACGCAAAAGAUUCCUGAUCAAGCUGAGAGCCGACCCCACUCAGAACGCCCAUCACGACACGCUGGAGUUCGCCAUGGCCAGCAGGGAUUGCUGUAAGAUUUUCUGGAAGAUCUGCGUCGAGUAUCACGCCUUCUUCAGGCUCUUCGAGGAGCCGAAGCCCAAACCUAAACCCAUCCUGUUCACCAGAGGAUCCUCGUUCCGUUUCAGCGGUCGAACCCAGAAGCAGAUCAUCGAUUACGUGAAAGACUCGGAGCUCAAGAAAGUUUCAUUUGAAAGGAAGCACAGUAAGAUUCUGUCCAGCGGCAGCAUGUCUCCACAAUCAUCUUCCUUCAGAUCGCAAGUGCCAAGAGAGAGUGCCAUGUCGGUCCCGUUAGCAGACCAGCCUGACUCGGCCAGACUGGACCUUCAAGCUGAAUCUAAUGGUUCAGAGGAGCCGCCAGUGGUCGCACAUCCCACCAACGGUUUCCACAGCGUAUCAGCAGCACCUGGAUCAGACCCAACUCAGCCCCGACAGAACCACCACCACGGCAUAGACCAGCAGCUCCUCAACCCAGGAAGUCCCGCUUCACAGGACUCUCCGCUGGGAAGUCCCCAUGUGGUUUUUAACGGCAACGCCUCGGUGAACGGGCAGGGCGUCGGCGGCGUCCUGGGUCCGGGGCAGAUUCCUGAGGGGCAGCACCUAUCACCACUUACCAGCCCGCUGCUCACCGAAGCUGGAUACGUCCGCAAUGAAGAUGAGGAUGAGGCGAGGAGGAAGAAGUUUCCCACAGACAAGGCCUACUUCAUAGCAAAGGAACUGUUAACCACAGAGCGGACCUACCUCAAAGACCUGCAGGUCAUCACAGAGUCGUUCCCGAGCGCCGUGGGCAAAGACGAGGCGUUUCCAGACUCCGUAAAGAACAUGAUCUCUGCCAGCUACGAUCCGGUUUACAUCUUUCACCAGGGAUUCCUCAAAGAGACGGAGCAGCGGCUGGCUCAGUGGGAGGGCCGAUCCAACGCCCACAUUAAAGGAGACUAUCAGAGAAUUGGUGACGUUUUACUGAAGAACAUUCAGGGCCUGAGGCAGUUGACCGUUCAUCUGCAGAAGCAUUCAGAGUGCCUGGUGGAACUGGAGCGGGCCUGUAGGUCCGGUCGGAAGGUGGAGUCUCUUUGCCGAGACUUUGAGCAGCAGCGAGUUUGCUACCUUCCCCUCAACAUCUUCCUGCUGAGGCCCCUGCACCGCCUGCUGCACUACAAACUGAUCCUGGAGCGGCUGUGCAAGCACUACCCGCCCACCCACGACGACUUCAGGGACUGCAGAGCCGCCCUCGCCGACAUCUCCGAGAUGGUGCUGCAGCUUCAGGGCACCAUGAUGAAGAUGGAGAACUUCCAGAAGCUUCUAGAGCUGAAGAAAGAUCUCACCGGCAUCGACAACUUAGUCACUCCUGGGAGGGAGUUUAUUCGGCUCGGCUGCCUCAGCAAGCUGUCAGGGAAGGGCCUCCAGCAGAGGAUGUUCUUCCUGGUAUCACCUCCACUUCUGUCUCCCAAAUGUUCUGCUACUGUCAAAAGCGUGUCUGUAACGCACUGCCCUGUUGUGUCUUUCUCCUCCUUCCAGUUCAGCGAUUUCUUGGUGUACACCAGUCGAGGGAUGACCCCGUCCAAUCAGUUCAAGGUUCACGGUCAGCUGCCUCUCUUCGGCAUGACGAUCAGAGAAAGCGAGGAGGAGUGGGGAGUCCCUCAUUCGUUCACCUUGUUCGGGCAGCGCCAGUCUGUGGUGGUGGCAGCCAGCUGUGCGUCAGAGAUGGAGCGCUGGGUGGAGGACAUCAGGAUGGCCAUUGACCUGGCAGAGCAGAGCAGCAGCCCGAACAAUGAUCUGCUCUCCACCAGCCCCUCUGACAACAAGCUGUCGGAGGACGGUGGAGGCGAUCAGGAGUCGGAGGAGGAGCUCGGCGGCUCGCGCUCGUCUCUGGAGCGUCAGGGUCACCGUGGCAACACCACCGUGCACGUCUGCUGGCACCGCAACACCAGCGUCUCCAUGGUGGACUUCAGCGUCGCCGUGGAGAACCAGCUCUCCGGAAACCUGCUGCGAAAGUUCAAGAACAGUAACGGCUGGCAGAAGCUCUGGGUGGUUUUCACCAACUUCAGCCUCUUCUUCUACAAGUCACACCAGGACGACUACCCUCUGGCCAGCCUCCCUCUGCUCGGCUACUCCGUCACCGUCCCAGCGGAGUCAGAAAACAUCCACAAGGAUUACGUCUUCAAACUCCACUUCAAAUCUCACGUCUACUACUUCAGAUCAGAGAGCGAGUACACAUUUGAAAGGUGGAUGGAGGUGAUCCGCAGCGCCACCUGCUCCGCCAGCCGCUCACUGCCCAGCACCAGGAAAGACCUUUACUGAUGAAUCCUCCUCAUUGUUGCCGCCUGGUCACCAGAAGAGACUCUUAUUACAGCCACAGAAUGGUGGUGCACGCAGCAGACACUAAUUAAUACCUCUGAACAGCUGAUUCACCCUCACUCAGAGCUCCUCCCUCCUAUUACACACUUCCUGCACCACUAACGUGCACAAACUGGAAGCACAAAAUCCUGCCGGUGGUGUUUUCCCCCCCACUUUAUUCAGUGUUGUUCACAUGCACACACCCACGAAACCACAGAGGGUUUAAUUUUUUUAUCAUAAACCUGAAUAAAAUGCAUUAAAACAAGGGUUUGUGCACCAUAUUGUAUUACUUCCUCGCUCUUUGUAUGUUUUUCAAAUUAGGAAAAGAGGUUUUAAUCAUUUCUACGUGACAAGCUGUGUGCAUGUGAACGCACUUUUAAAAAAUCGGUCACAAUCUUCAUAUAGUUUGGUGAUUUAAAUGUGAUGGACACAAUAGCAGAGUCAUGUUUUCCUUUUUAUAAGGCGACUUUUUGUACAGUACUUUGAUACACUGUGAAAUGUUCUUCUCGAUCAUCUUUCUUGAUUAUUUUUUCUUAUUUGUUUUGGUCCCGUUUAAGGGGGGACAAACUGAUUUCAACACUUUGAACUUGCUUCCAAAGCCAACUGAGAUUUUGCUGGUCUAUUGCCAAUUACCUUCUCUUCAGUAUUCCUCCAGUUGUCUGGAUUUUUCUAUUUUAAAUAAAGAUCGGAAAAAUAAUGUGUUCA